Molecule: messenger RNA, 1546 nt
Organism: Aplosporella prunicola CBS 121167
Lineage: Eukaryota; Fungi; Ascomycota; Dothideomycetes; Botryosphaeriales; Aplosporellaceae
Exons: 3
Coding region: 1-1128 (375 amino acids)
Molecular function (GO): O-methyltransferase activity
Source: RefSeq, a predicted model, not a curated record
AUGGCGAGGCAGGCUGUGACUGAUUCACAGCGGGAAUUGCUUGACAGCGUCAUGAGUCUGACAAACCGGAUCCGUGGUCCCACGGACAUGCUGUUCUCGCACUUCGAGCAUAUGGCGUCUAUUGGGUCUCUCAGAGCGUUGAUGGACAUGGGCGUCUUCGAAGCUAUGCCGCAGGAUGAGACGCCUAUUUCCGCUAAAGAGCUGGCUGCAAAGUGCAAGGUCGACAUGCCAAUAUUGGUUCGCCUCUUUCGCGCCGUCACCCCUUGGGGUCCCUUCAAGGAGACGGGUGAGAUGCAGUAUGCACACACCGAAAUGUCCAAGGCCUACCUGAACCCGGGACUGCGUGCCGUGUUCACGCUCAUGGUCGAUGAAUUCAUGGGCCCGAUGGCUAGGAUCCACGAAUUCCUCAAGCGCGAUGGCUUCGAGAACAAAUUGUCCAUUACGCACAACCCGUACGAGAUGUACCACCAAACCGGCGGUAAGAGUAUGUUCGACUACCUCGCUUUGAUACCGGACCGAUUCAGCCGUUUCAACACGUCCAUGUCUGCGCAGAGCUCGGGACUGGCGACCAUAGGAACUUUCCAUUUUGAGGAGGAGCUGAGCAAGAUCACAAAUGACGAGGACAGCGUGGCAUUUGUCGAUAUUGGUGGAGGAAAGGGCCACGUGAUUAACCAGAUCAAGGCCGCCACGCCCGGCCUGAAGGGCAAAUUCGUGCUGCAAGACCGUCAGACUGUCUUGGAUGACAUCGAUCAUCCCACGCCAGGAAUUACCAGGAUGGGACACGACUUUUUCAAACCGCAACCUAUCAAAGGCGCACGUGCUUACUAUUUCCGCCGCAUUUUCCACGAUUGGCCCGAUAAUGAGUCCCGGAUAAUUCUAAAGCACAUCGUCGAGGCCAUGACACCUGGAGUAUCGCGUUUAUUGUUGGCAGAAAUGGUUGUGCCGAACAAAGGCGCUGAUGCAUUGGCGGCCUGGAUGGAUCAAUGUAUGCUGAGCUUCGGAGGCACAGAGCGUACGGAGAGAGAUUGGCGGUCAUUGCUGGACUCAGUCGGUCUGGAGCUCGUAAAAGUAUGGCCGGCGCAGGGUACGACCAUGAGUAUUGUGGAAGCAAGGCUCAAGCCGAAUUAGGGACAAGGAUGUCCGGGCAGUGAUUGACGAAGGAUGUGAACGAAGGGUUUGAAUAAAGCAUUGGUAAUUGUAAUCAGAUUCACUUCCCCAAACUUGCGCGCUUAAUGAAAAUACGCGCAGGUAGUUUUUCGAUGUCGUCGCUGGAGCAUCAUCGCAUGGCUUAUUUCCAGCAUCGGUGCGUUUGCACCACCAACCACUGCUCUUGCACCGGACAAUGCCCUUGACAGGAUGCCUGCGUCCCGAAGAGAAGCCGAUCAACUUGCGCGACUUUGAUGUGAUGGAUCAUUGACCGCUUAAGUUUGGCUGGUAUGUACUGUUGCUCGCUGUCUCGUCGGAUGCAUUGGCAGGCAUUGAUGCAUGUUCUUCCGGCAAUGGCAAAUUACGAGUGCCACACGGCGUGUCGAGUGAUUGGAUUGGC